AGAAAACCCAUAAAAACAAUGUCUACAAGUUCUAUAACUCUCUUGACCCUCUUGGUGUUACUAAUUUCUUUGUCUCUUGGUGUCGUGACUUCAACAAAGUCGCAGCGGAAUGAAGCGGAGGUGCAGAAGAUGUACGAGCAAUGGAUUGUGGAGAAUGGGAAGAACUAUAAUGGUCUUGGAGAGAAGGAGAGGCGGUUUAAGGUCUUUAAAGAUAACUUGAAGCGCAUUGAAGAACACAAUUCGGAUCCGAACCGGAGUUACGAACGCGGGUUGAACCAGUUCUCGGACCUGACUGCUGAUGAGUUUCGAGCUAAUUACUUAGGAGGGAAGAUGGAAGGAACAAGCGUAUCAGAUGUAGCGGAAAGGUAUCGGUACAUGGAAGGAGAUAUUUUGCCUGAUGAAGUCGAUUGGAGAGAGGGAGGAGCAGUUGUUCCACGAGUUAAAAAACAAGGAGACUGUGGAAGUUGUUGGGCGUUUGCGGCUACGGCAGCUGUGGAAGGUAUAAACCAGAUCACAACCGGAGAAUUGAUAUCUUUAUCGGAACAAGAACUCAUUGACUGCGAUAGAGGGAACGGCAACUUUGGAUGUGUUGGAGGUGGAGCAGUAUGGGCUUUUGAGUUCAUUGUAAGAAACGGUGGUAUAGUAACAGAUGAAGUUUAUCCUUAUGUUGGCAAUACUAGUGCCGCAUGCAAGGCCAUUGAGAUGCCUACCACUCGUUUUGUUACUAUUGAUGGUCAUGAGGUUGUUCCUGAAAAAGAUGAGAUGUCUUUGAUGAAAGCUGUUGCUCAUCAACCUGUUAGUGUUAUGAUAUCAGCAGCAAACAUGAGCGACUACACAUCUGGUGUGUAUAAAGGACCAUGUAGUAAUUUGUGGGGAGACCACAAUGUGCUAAUCGUUGGGUAUGGAACAUCAUCAGAAGAAGGAGACUAUUGGCUUAUUCGUAAUUCAUGGGGACCAGAAUGGGGAGAAGGUGGAUACCUUAGGCUCCAACGUAACUUUCAUGAAUCAACCGGGAAAUGUGCAGUCGCAGUAGCGCCUGUAUACCCAAUCAAGUCGAGCUCGUCAUCUAAUUUGUUGUCUCCAAGUGUGUUUAAAUUGCUUCUUUUAUUUGUUUUUAAGUUAGUUAGUUUAACCUUGCUUUGAGAUAGACUUUCAUCGAUGUUCGAGCUCCAUUAAUCUUCUCCGUUUCGGCUGUAUAAGCAGAAUCGUUUGUUGUUUGUUGUUCGUUGGUUUUAGUAUUAGUAAAG
This is a messenger RNA of Eutrema salsugineum, 1247 nucleotides long. Its product is annotated as probable cysteine protease RDL3. Gene Ontology annotation, molecular function: cysteine-type endopeptidase activity. Bases 19 to 1143 code for a protein of 374 amino acids. Lineage: Eukaryota; Viridiplantae; Streptophyta; Magnoliopsida; Brassicales; Brassicaceae. The transcript is spliced from 4 exons. The record is from RefSeq and is a predicted model, not a curated record. Gene Ontology annotation, cellular component: lysosome.